Molecule: messenger RNA, 1131 nt
Organism: Talaromyces rugulosus
Lineage: Eukaryota; Fungi; Ascomycota; Eurotiomycetes; Eurotiales; Trichocomaceae
Exons: 3
Coding region: 1-1131 (376 amino acids)
Biological process (GO): lipid metabolic process
Molecular function (GO): phosphoric diester hydrolase activity
Source: RefSeq, a predicted model, not a curated record
AUGCAUGCGCUCAAACUGCUCUCAUUCUUCGUUCCUGCAGUGCUCGCCUCGUCAGAGCUCGCGCAGCGAAGCACAACCGUCUGCAACAACUCUCCGGACCUGUGCAGCAAAUCAUGGGGAGAUAUUACCCACCUCGGAGCCCACGACAGUCCGUUUCUUAGAGAUUCGUCGACCUCUUACUCCGUAGCAGGGAACCAGUACUACAACACAACCGUCCAGCUGUCCGCCGGCGUCCGCUUGGUAACGGGUCAAAUACACCAGAACGAUAAUGAGUGGCACCUUUGCCAUACUAGUUGCAGCUUGCUGGAUGCUGGUACCUUGGAAGCGUGGUUGUCUGAGAUCAAGACCUGGCUUGACAACAAUCCCAAUGAUGUGGUGACUGUUCUUCUUGUAAACAACGGCGCAUCUGCCUCGGACCUCAACACGAUCUUCGAAGCGGCGAAACUCACGUCCUACGCUUAUAAACCCUCGUCGACGAGUGCAACAACGUCAUGGCCCACCCUGCAAGAACUCAUUUCUGAUAAUACCCGGCUCAUGACCUUUGUGGCCUCCUUGUCCUCAAACACCGGUGCUACGUAUCUGAUGGACGAGUUUACAUAUAUCUGGGAGAAUCCGUACGAGGUCACAACGGCAUCAAACUUCUCCUGCAAGCCAGACCGUCCAAGUUCCGUGCAAGGAGACACUGCAAGCGCGCUGUCUUCUAACCGUCUUCCCUUUAUGAACCAUUUCCUUGACCAGGACAUCGGCCUCGGAAUCGUGGAGCCCAAUUCGGACGCAGCCAACACAACGAAUGGACAAAGCGGCACCGGCAACCUGCUCACUGCUGCAAACGAGUGCAAGGACGCCUACGGACGGCAACCUGCCUUUAUCCUAGUUGACUUUUUCGACAAGGGACCUGCCAUCGACACCGUGGACAAACUGAACAACGUGACCAACGCAAGUGGCCGUACCCCCGUUCCCGGUACCAAUACCGAGGCCAGCAGCAGCAGCACCACUACCAGCAGUGGCACCUACGUGGGCUUAAUCGAUCUCGCAAAAGAGGCAAAGAGUGGCGCUAACCCGAGCACAGGCAACUGGAUCUGGGCCGGCGGCAACUGGGAAAGCAUCCUCGGAGGGGGCAUCGACCUCUAG